Eptesicus fuscus (big brown bat) is the source of this 1843-nucleotide messenger RNA. It is a transcript of the gene TSPAN4, whose product is annotated as tetraspanin 4. The transcript is spliced from 9 exons. Lineage: Eukaryota; Metazoa; Chordata; Mammalia; Chiroptera; Vespertilionidae. The record is from RefSeq and is a predicted model, not a curated record. Gene Ontology annotation, cellular component: membrane. The coding region runs from base 436 to 1152 and encodes 238 amino acids.
CGGGGAUGCGGCCGGAGUCCCGCCGCUCGCGGCGCCGGAGCCGGGACCAGGCCCGGGCCCGGGCCCGAGAGAACCGGCGUGGACUCCGAGCCCGAGCGCUUAGCCCCGAGCCGAGCCGCAGCAACAAGUGGCGGGGCGACCCCGCGGCGGGGGCGGAGGGUCUGGGCGCGGCCACGGGCGGGUCUUCCCGCCGCCCCUCCUGGCCCGGCCCCGAAAGGGGUCCCCUGCCCGGAGCCCCUGCCCGAGGCCCGGGGGUCUCUGUGGCUGAGUUCUGGGGUCUCCUCGGGGUGCCGCCCGGCCCGCUCGAUACCGGCCCCGGCCAGAGCUCCCGCCCGCCUGCCUUGGCCCUGCUGACCCCGCGCCCGCCCGGCCCGGCCUCAGGGCCACUGCACACCGCCUGACUCCCGUGCAAGCCCAGAGCUCCAGCGCUGCGGCAUGGCGCGCGGCUGCCUCCAGGCCGUCAAGUACCUCAUGUUCGCCUUCAACCUGCUCUUCUGGCUGGGAGGAUGCGGCAUCCUGGGGGUGGGCAUCUGGCUGGCCGCCACGCAGGGGAACUUCGCCACCCUGUCCUCCUCCUUCCCGUCCCUGUCGGCCGCCAACCUGCUCAUCGUCACCGGCACCUUCAUCAUGGCCAUCGGCUUCGUGGGCUGCAUCGGGGCCAUCAAGGAGAACAAGUGCCUCCUGCUCACCUUCUUCGUGUUGCUGCUGCUGGUGUUCCUGCUGGAGGUCACCGUCACCGUCCUCUUCUUCGCCUACACCGACAAGAUCGACAGGUACGCGCAGGGCGACCUGAAGAAGGGCCUGCACCUGUACGGCACCCCGGGCAACGUGGGGCUCACCAACGCCUGGAGCAUCAUCCAGACCGACUUCCGCUGCUGCGGCGUCUCCAACUACACGGACUGGUUCGAGGUCUACAACGCCACGCGCGUGCCCGACUCCUGCUGCCUGGAGUUCAGUGAGAGCUGCGGGCUGCAUGCACCUGGCACCUGGUGGAAGGCGCCCUGCUACGAGACGGUGAAGAUGUGGCUCCAGGAGAACCUGCUGGCCGUGGGCGUCUUCGGGCUGUGCACGGCGCUGGUGCAGAUCUUGGGCCUGACCUUCGCGAUGACCAUGUACUGCCAGGUGGUGAAGGCCGACACCUACUGCGCAUAGGCUGCCCUGCCUGCCACCCUGCUUCGCUGCCAAAGGAUGCCACCCACCGGGGAGAGGACCUCGUCCCCUGUGGGCCUCUGAGCACGUGCCCGAGGGGCAGCCGGCGCCUUCGGCGUCCACACCCACGUGUUCCCCAGAGCAGCUCUCCCUGGGACCCUUCACCGGGCUGGGGUGGGGUGAGGGCCUCCUGCUGGCCCUGGUGCUUGGGGCGGAGCCCCGUCAUCACAUUCCAUGUGGGGCCGGGCAGGCCCCCCCCCCCCCCGUGCCUCUAAUAAAGUGCGUGGGCAGCAGCCCCCUUUGUCACUGCCCUGACUCCCCGGGGGCCCCCCACCACCGUGGGGCUGGUGCCUGGAGUGGGCUCUGCGACACACGGGCUCAGGCGAGCUGCCAGCCAGCAGGUGGGGCUGGUGCCUGAGGACGAGCCCCCACACCUCCCCUAGAUGAGCCCAGCCAGUGGUGCAGAGGCCCCGGGAACCACCAGGAGCCCCGACCUGUCCAUGUGUCUGUCCCCCUGCAUCUCUGUCCCCUCCCUUCCUCCCCCCCCCCCCCGGGUGUCCUCAGCAAGGGGAGUGCGGUUCCUUGCUGCCUGUUAGGGGUUCCUGCUUUGUCCUGGGAACGUGGCCCCGAAGUGUCUGUACGACUUUGCAAAUAAAGGGGCCGUGGGAGCGAGCAGCUGCCAGGCCCAGCACCA